UCCUCUCCAUUCACACGCAGGGGAGCCGUCGGACAGAGAGCACCGCCGCCGCCGCCACUCCGUGUGACCAGCGUGGAAAUGUGCCCAAGUUGUGGAAUUUAAAACCAUGGCGGGGAUAUCAGCCCUUAGGAUCACUUGAACCCGUCUGCAACCUUGUGCCUCUUUGGAUGAUGUUCCUGAUGACUGCUCACAGCGUUGAAAACAGGACAGUGGAUCAAUAGGAGUUUUGUUUCUCCUUCCCUGGUCCUUCUCCCUCCCUCAAGCUCUCCUUUCUCAUUCCUUAGUAGCAGAGGAGGCAAAGAAUAAAAUCCUGACUUGGAUCUAAGCAACAAAGAUUGUUCUCCUUCUUCCUUUCUCCUCCCCCGCCCCCCAAGCCUCGCCGCUGGACACUUCAGAUAUGUGUCCUCUUUCUCGGACAUUAGCCUUCCCUGGCCAGGGGAACUUGCUUUUCCUGUUGGGGGUUUUACUCCUUAUGGUCCCAUCCCUCUCUGGAGGUCAACCCCCACCCUUCAAAAGGUUUGCUCCUGCUGACCAUUUUCUUACACAUCUAGCCAUCCACAACAAGACUGGAGAAGUCUAUGUGGGAGCUGUCAAUUGGAUUUUCAAGCUGUCCAGCAACCUGACUAAACUGCGCAGCCACAUGACUGGCCCAGUGGUGGACAAUGAGAAAUGUUACCCUCCACCCAGUGUCCAGUCCUGCCCUCACGACCUGGCCCAAACCCCCAACGUGAACAAGCUGCUCCUGAUAGACUACCCACAGAACCGUCUCAUCGCCUGUGGCAGCACCUCACAGGGCAUCUGCCAGUUCUUGCGUUUGGAUGACCUCUUUAAACUUGGCGAGCCUCACCACCGCAAGGAACACUACCUCUCCAGUGUGGCGGAGUCGGGCACAAUGUCAGGGGUCAUCAUAAGCUCCCCUCAAAGUCCUACCAGCAAGUUAUUCAUUGGAACACCUAUUGAUGGAAAAUCUGAGUACUUUCCUACCUUGUCCAGCCGCAAACUCAUGGAGAAUGAAGAAAAUGCGGACAUGUUUAGCUUCGUCUAUCAGGAUGAAUUUGUCUCCUCUCAGCUUAAGAUCCCCUCAGACACUCUGUCCAAGUUCCCUGCCUUUGACAUCUAUUAUGUGUACAGCUUCAGCAGUGAACAGUUUGUCUAUUAUCUGACAAUGCAGCUAGAUACCAAACUGACCUCACCUGAUGCUAGUGGGGAGCAGUUCUUCACCUCCAAAAUUGUUCGCCUCUGCAUGGACGACCCAAAGUUUUACUCCUACGUGGAGUUCCCCAUUGGCUGCACCAAAGACGGGAUAGAGUACCGCCUGGUGCAGGACGCCUUCCUGGCCCGACCAGGCCGGCAGCUGGCCAACUCUUUGGGGAUUUCUGAGAAUGAAGACAUCCUUUUCACGGUUUUCUCUCAGGGUCAGAAAAAUCGGGCAAAGCCACCCAAAGAGUCUGCAUUGUGCCUGUUCACCCUGAGGAAGAUCAAGGAGAAGAUUAAGGAACGAAUUCAGUCCUGCUACAGGGGAGAAGGGAAACUCUCUUUACCCUGGCUGCUUAACAAGGAGCUCGACUGCAUCAACUCGCCCCUGCAGAUAGAUGACAACUUCUGUGGACAAGACUUCAACCAGCCUCUUGGAGGAACUAGCACCAUUGAGGGCACCCCUCUCUUCAUAGACAAAGAUGAUGGCAUGACUUCGGUGGCUGCCUACGACUACCGUGGCAACACGGUGGCGUUUGUUGGUACACGCAAUGGUAAACUGAAGAAGAUCUUGGUGAACUCUGUGAGCUCCAACCGUCCGACGGUGCUCUACGAGAAGGUGACCGUCAGCGAAGGAGGAAGUCCUUUACAGAGAGACAUGCUGUUCAGCCCUGACCUGCAGCACAUCUACACUCUGACUGACAGACAGGUGGUGAGAGUUCCAGUGGAGAGCUGCGAGCAGUACACUACUUGUGGGGAGUGUUUGGGCUCCAGAGACCCUCACUGUGGCUGGUGUGUUCUCCACAACGUAUGUUCUCGUAAGGACCGCUGUGAAAGAGCUUCAGAGCCUCAGAGGUUCGCCUCGGACCAGAGACAGUGCGUGGAGCUUACGGUUCAGCCAAGAAAUAUAUCUGUCACCAUGUCUGAAGUUCAGCUGGUCCUCCAGGCUCGCAAUGUGCCCGAUCUGUCAGCGGGGGUUAACUGCUCCUUUGAGGACUACGUGGAGACAGAGGGACGGAUUCAGGGAGGACAUAUCUUUUGCUUGUCUCCUUCUGCAAGGGACAUCGCCCCCAUCACCAGGAACAAAGGUGACAAGCGGGUGGUAAAGCUCUUCCUCAAGUCCAAAGAGACGGGCAAAAAGUUUGCCAGUGUCGACUUUGUCUUCUACAACUGCAGCGUCCAUCAAUCCUGCCUUUCCUGUGUGAAUGGCUCCUUCCCAUGCCAUUGGUGCAAGUACCGCCACAUGUGCACCCAAAACGCCAACGAUUGCUCUUUCCAGGAGGGACGUGUCAACGAUUCUGAGGAUUGCCCCCAGAUUCUGCCAUCAACCCAGAUUUACAUGCCAGCGGGAGUCACCAAGCCGAUCACCUUGGCAGCCAGGAACCUUCCCCAGCCACAGUCUGCACAGAGGAACUAUGAGUGCGUCUUCGACAUCCAGGGUCUGACCAAAAGUGUUCCUGCGCUGCGCUUCAACAGCACCUCCAUCCAGUGCCAGAAAACCGAGUAUACUUACGAAGGGGACGAAAUCAGCGACUUGCCAGUGGAUCUGUCUGUAGUUUGGAAUGGAAACUUUGUCAUCGACAACCCCUACAACAUUAAAGCUCACCUGUAUAAGUGCUUUGCGCUACGAGGCAGCUGCGGCAAGUGUUUGAAGGCAAACCCUAGGUUCGAGUGUGGCUGGUGCGUAGGAGAUAAGAAGUGCUCCCUCAGACAGGAGUGCACUCCCCCUGAGAACACCUGGAUGCACGCUACCACUGGAAACAGCCGCUGCACACACCCAAAGAUCACAAAGCUGUACCCGGAGACGGGGCCCAGACAGGGAGGGACCAUGCUGACCAUCACCGGUGAGAACCUGGGUCUGCAGUUCAAAGACAUCAUAGGCGGAGUCCGCAUCGGGAAGGUGCAGUGCAUCCCUCAGGAGGACCAGUUCAUCAGCGCUGAGCAGAUAGUGUGCCGACUGCUUGAUGCAACGGGUUACAGAGUGCAGGAGGCUCAGGUGGAGGUCUGCGUGGGGGAACAACCCUGCAUCAACCCCGACUACAAAACUGUUUCAUCAAAGGCCUUCACCUUUGUGUCUCCAUAUUUUUCCCGUGUCCACCCCUCCGCCGGUCCUCUGUCUGGUGGAACAAGGAUCACCAUCGAAGGCAGCCAUCUUAAUGCAGGCAGCGCUGUAAUUGUGAGGAUCGGCCUUCACCAAUGCACCUUUGAAAGGCGGAGCAGCAAGGAGAUUGUGUGUGUGACGCCGGCGGGGCAGUCCCCGACCCCCACUCCGGUCAUGGUGGACAUCAACUCUGCAGAGCUGAGGAACCCAGAGGUCAAGUUCAACUACACGGACGAUCCCACCAUCCUCAAGAUUGAGCCUGACUGGAGUAUCGCCAGUGGAGGCACAAUGCUGACCAUAACUGGAACCAACUUGGCCACCAUCAAAGAGCCCAAAAUGAGAGCCAAGUACGGAGCGGGACAGUCAGAAAAUAACUGCACUGUUCUCAACAACACAGUCAUGGUUUGUCUGGCGCCCUCUGUGGCCAAAUCUGGCAAAAGCUUCUCUGAGAUGGGCACCAGUCCUGAUGAGAUUGGAUUCGUCAUGGAUGGCGUGCGCUCUGUACUGGUGAUAAACGAGACUUUCAGCUACUACCCAGACCCAGAGUUUGAAAGUCUCGGUCCCAAGAUGGAGCUGAAGCCCAGCUCACCACUCAUACUCAAGGGCCGCAACCUAAUUCCUGCAGCCCCAGGAAAUUCUAAGCUAAACUACACGGUGCUGAUCGGAGAAAUGCCCUGCGUCCUCACCGUGUCUGAGAGUCAGCUGCUGUGUGAAUCACCUAAUCUGACCGGAGAGCAUAAAGUCACAGUCCGCGUCGGAGGAUUUGAGGCUUCACCUGGGACGCUGCAGAUCUACUCCGACAGUCUGCUCACUCUGCCUGCCAUCAUUGGCAUUGGGAUAGGUGGCGGCCUGCUUCUGUUUGUCAUCAUUGCGGUUCUGAUCGCUUACAAGAGGAAGUCCCGGGAUGCCGACCGCACCCUGAAACGAUUGCAGCUGCAGAUGGAUAAUCUAGAGUCUAGGGUCGCCCUGGAGUGCAAAGAAGCCUUUGCAGAGUUGCAGACAGACAUCCAUGAACUGACCCAGGAGCUGGAUGGUGCAGGAAUCCCCUUCCUGGACUACCGAACAUAUGCCAUGAGGGUCCUCUUUCCUGGUAUUGAGGACCAUCCUGUGCUCAAGGAGAUGGAGGUACGGGUCCAAGCAAAUGUGGAGAAGGCCCUGACGUUGUUUGGCCAGCUGCUGACCAAAAAGCACUUCUUGCUGACAUUCAUCCGCACGCUGGAAGCUCAGAGGUCCUUCUCCAUGCGAGACAGAGGCAACGUGGCUUCUCUCAUCAUGACAGCAUUGCAGGGGGAGAUGGAGUACGCCACAGGUGUCCUCAAACAGCUCCUGUCUGACCUUAUCGACAAAAACCUGGAGAGCAAGAACCACCCGAAGCUGCUGCUCAGGCGGACUGAGUCGGUAGCGGAGAAGAUGCUCACCAACUGGUUCACCUUCCUGCUUUACAAGUUCCUCAAGGAAUGUGCUGGUGAGCCUCUCUUCAUGCUUUACUGUGCUAUGAAGCAGCAAAUGGAAAAAGGGCCAAUAGAUGCAAUCACAGGCGAAGCCCGCUAUUCCCUCAGUGAGGAUAAACUCAUCAGACAACAAAUUGACUACAAAACUUUGACGCUGCACUGUGUGAACCCAGAGAAUGAAAAUGCCCCCGAGGUGACCGUGAAGACCCUUAACUGUGACACAGUGACUCAGGUGAAGGAAAAGCUGCUGGACGCUGUGUACAAGGGGACCCCGUACUCCCAGAGACCGAAGGCUUCAGAUAUGGAUCUGGAGUGGCGGCAAGGCAGGAUGGCACGGAUCAUCCUUCAGGACGAGGACGUCACCACAAAGAUCGAUAACGAUUGGAAGAGACUAAACACCCUCGCUCACUACCAGGUGACAGAUGGCUCUGUGAUUGCCCUGGUGCCCAAACAGAACUCAGCCUACAACAUCUCCAACUCCUCCACAUUCACCAAGUCCCUCAGCAGAUAUGGUACGAGAGAAGAGAGCAUGCUGAGGACUGCCAGCAGUCCGGACAGCUUGCGCUCCCGAACGCCUAUGAUCACCCCUGAUCUCGAGAGCGGCACCAAGCUGUGGCAUCUGGUGAAGAACCACGACCACUCGGACCAGAGGGAGGGAGACAGGGGGAGCAAGAUGGUCUCAGAGAUCUACCUGACCAGACUGCUUGCCACUAAGGGUACCCUCCAAAAGUUUGUGGAUGACUUGUUUGAAACCAUCUUCAGCACAGCACACCGGGGCAGCGCCCUGCCGCUCGCCAUCAAAUACAUGUUUGACUUCCUGGACGAGCAGGCGGACAAACACUCCAUAACAGACCCUGACGUACGGCACACUUGGAAGAGCAACUGUCUUCCACUAAGGUUUUGGGUGAAUGUGAUCAAGAACCCGCAGUUUGUCUUUGACAUCCACAAGAACAGCAUCACAGACGCUUGCUUGUCUGUGGUGGCUCAGACGUUCAUGGACUCAUGUUCAACAUCAGAGCACAAACUGGGGAAGGACUCUCCUUCCAACAAGCUGCUUUAUGCUAAAGACAUCCCCAACUACAAGAACUGGGUUGAAAGGUACUACUCGGACAUCUCCAGGAUGCCCGCCAUCAGUGACCAGGACAUGAGUGCCUACCUGGCAGAGCAGUCCCGGCUGCAUGCCAACCAGUUCAACAGCAUGUCAGCUCUACACGAGAUCUACUCCUACAUUGUCAAGUACAAAGAUGAGAUCUUGUCAGCUUUGGAGCGGGACGAGCAGGCGAGGAGACAGAGACUGAGGAGCAAGCUGGAGCAGGUCAUCGACACAAUGGCCCUGGCCAGCUGAGGACAAUCCACCUGCUCCCUCUGCUCACUACUCGUCUCCAUCUGUUGCUCUGUCUCCCUUCGCUCUUCUCAGACAACAAACAAACAAACAAACGAACAGAAAGAAUCCAAACCCCAGAAACACGAACUGCAAAAGGACCGAAGCAGUAUACUCCGGACUCGGGCCGGGGUUCGGCAGAGAUGGGCGGGCCUGUGUACGCUUACAUGUGUAUGUUUGUGUUCGUCUGCAGCCCCGGCACGGCGCAGCGCGGCGCGUGGGCUUGUGUCUGUGUGAGAGACACUUGGACUCCAGACAACUUCACACACUCUAUUAUACGUGGAGAACAAGUCCUUGACAGCGUUUGAUUAUCGUGGAUGUUGGUGUUUGUGGUUUGCUUGAGUUUUUUUUUUUUUUUUUUUUUUUCCUUUUGGAUUUCAGAAGAAUUAGUCAUUAUGACGCCGAUGAUGAUCAGGAAAAACGACAGAAGCUCAGACUCUCUACACAUGGUGUCAUGAACAGAGCGGACCAAUCUGUUGUAGCCAGUGAAGAGUGGCUUGGAAGGUCAUGUGACUCAGUCGUCACGCUUUAAAUUUUUUUUUUGUAUAAAUGUAAUCAACUGCCCACUCUUUGAUCUCUCGCCACUUGUAUUACUGCUGAAUUUGCACAAUUUACAGAAAGGUUACAAAGCAAGACUUAUAUAGAUAUUAUAUAUAAAUACAGUUUUUAAUGAAAGAUUAGGGAGAAAACAUUUUUGUUGUUCUUUUUCAUUUAAACCGACAAAUACAAUAAAAACAAAACAGUCAAACACGAUUUGCUACUUGAAGUACAGAAGAAAAGACUCAAAAGUAGGCAGAAACUGAAUGAAAAAAAAAAAGCAAAAAUAAAAAAAUUUGUACUGUGCCAUGUUUUCUUUGAAUGUUGUUUAGUGCAGAGACAUUUUGUUAGAUGGAAUGUGAUACAGUCUGACUUAUAAAUAUGAAAAUUGCCUAGUGACUGAAAAGAGCUGAUCGAGAUCAUCGUUUGAACGUGGAAGUAAACAUAGCGACAGACAAAAGCUUCAUUAAGAUGCUGUUUGGAUUCAGGCGGUGCAAUUUGUUGGUUUUCAAAAGCCAAAUAUCACACAGUAGCUAGUUAAUCGUUAGCUUCCAGCUCCUCAGCAGCUUUUGUCUAAGCUGAUUGAUCUGUCAUUUACUGACUGAGCAAUGAAGCGGCUACGUUGCACUACCUAAAAUAUUUUACCGUAGUUUUCCCCGAUGCUUCGCAAACGUCACACGGCUGCAUCCCAGUCAUUUAAAGCAUUUUUGAGUAAUGAUAAUCAGUAACUUAAGCUCAUAUUUUAUACAGAUUUAUUGUACACAAAGAAAUGUUUUUCAAUUUAUUUCUGUUACCUUUGAUGACUGUGGUUUACAGCUUAUGAAAACCUCAAAUUCUACAAAACAAAUAUGUCCAUGUGAGUCAGAAUUUGGCUGGAAUUACUACAUCAGUACAUCGGAGCAUGGAGCAACACUCCUAUCCUUUAGGUGCUUUUGUCAUAAUCUGUGAUUCAGGACUGGAAUGUACUAUUGUAGCCCAAGUCCUAGAAGUGUGUGUGUGAAAGCUCUUGAAGAAUUUGAAGUCCAAACCCAAAACUCUCUUUCCUUCGCCAUCCUUUGUCCACCUUUUUCUGUCAUUUUCUUUCUUCCUUCCACUCAGUUUUCCCUCAGUAUGUUUGAACGCAGCACUCUGAUCGUGCCGUUCCUUUAACAAUGACCUUGUGUGGCGUCCUUUCCCCAUGCAGUGUGUAAAUGUCAGCAUCUCAACAGUCUUCCCCAUGACUAAUGAGUCUACAAAAUUACAUUUCUGUUUUAAAAACUAUAUUUGAUUAUAUGUAAUAUUAUUUUCUAACAACCUGAAUGGCUGGUUUUCAUUCUCUGUAACCUCCUAUUGUCAAAAUGAACAGAAACAAACUGUUGGAAUCCAUCACUCUGCACAUGGUGAAUCUUUGCGAGUUUCACUUUUUGUCUUGAAAUAUUGAAGCAAAUGAAGUUUUCAAGUCUUCUUAUUUACUGAGAUGCAGCAGCAAUCAAGACUCCACCGCUUGUUACUUUCUGUUUACCCUUACUGAGAGAGUUAUUCGUUUUCCCAAACUCUUGGUGCUUACAGACUACUACUAUGAGUUCAGGUAGCAUUUAGCUUUGCCCCUUAAAAAGUAAAACUAAGUCAGAAAAGCUGUUUUCAUCCUCCAGCCAUUAUUCCCCAGCAUUCCUCUGUGUUAAUACCCCCCAAAAACGGGGCAUGGAAAAGAUCAACUGAGCAUUUCUCUCCACCUCUAAACUUCUGAAUUUGAGAUAUGGGUUUUAGCUUUUUAUCCACACUGAGGUUGUAGAAGCAGCUCUGUUCAUUAGCCACAUCAGGCUGGGUAAUCCUCUCCUCAGCCUGCAGCUCUUGUUUUAAAACUAGCCUAUUGCCACGUGUGGCUUAAGCUUUUUUAUAUUGCUUCUCUCUUAAGAGGAUUUCUGUUUCCCUUUCUUUUUUUUUUUUUUUAGGCCUUGACGUCAUAGUUUCUGACCUUGUGGUGAGAAUUUUACUUUUUUUUUUCUGCUUGCCGAGAAACCAAACUGUGGUCUGUAUAAUGUUUUUGUUAAUGUUUUCAUUUGUAAAUUGUAUACUUUUUCAUAAUGAACAAAAGCGGUUCACCAUUUUUUUUCUUAUUUUGUUUUUUUUGGUUUUGGUUCUGUUUCGACAUGUAAAUUGUACAUUUUUACGGUACAUGGAAGAGAAAAAAAAAAUUUUCUUCAGCUCACCGGAAGUUGAAGUACUUGACUGAACUCCAGGUUUUGUUUUCCCUGAUCUGAAGGAUCGGAGUGAAACGGUUCCUCGGGUCAGAUGAGCCUCUGUGUCGUCGUGAUGGAAAUGUGACUUGCUGCUUUAACUCUUGUACCUUUGUUUUUCUAUCCAACAUUAGGGCUGUCAUCAUGAAUGCUGUCGCUGUUCAACCCAACCACUUUGUUUACCAUACAUGUCUGAGAACUGACAUGCGUCACAACCUGUUUUUAACUGGAAACUUGUUUGAAUUUGACUGUUUACCCUGUAGACUGUAAGCAAACAAGCCUACCCAUGCAAUAAUGGAAAAUUGUCUGUUUUAGAUCCAAACGUUGGCUUUUAUGUCACUCCUGUUAGAUGGAAUAAGGGACAAAACACUCCACAAUAAUCUGAUUUGUUAAAUAUAGCUUUCUUUGUGCUGUCAGCAGUUGGUGCUUUGUAUAUGAACAAUAUGGCUGAAUGCCCAGGACGCCUUUACUCUAGGGGGCGGCACAAGCUAUCCCCAUCCCAUGAAAUGCCCCCAAUAAGUUUUCUUUAGCCUUUUUCCACGUUCAGUCUGUAGGAAGUGUGUGAAAAAAUGUUUGUGGACAGUGUAAACACUGUACUGAAAUAUAGUGCCACCUUGUGGCAUGUUAGCUAGGUUAAACUUGAUUAUUAAUUUUUUAAAUAAGCAACUUCCUGUACACUUUGAAUUCGAGUCUUUUAAGGAUUCUGGAGUGCAUUUGGUCAUAUCUAGUUCAAAAUCUAAAAUCACAAAGUCUAGGGUUACUGUGGUUAAUUUACCCAUGAACAUUCACUGUCUCUUUCCUCUGACGUUUUGCUGCAUUCUAACAUUUUUGGUGCUCUUAUUGUAUAAAUAACAUGGCAUGAAAAUAGAUUGCUGAAGCUCAGAUGUGCAGCAAAGGGCCCUCUGUUGACUGAUGUGUCUAAGUGCAGAGGACAGAAUCAGCACACUGCUCAGUAUCCAGCUGGCGAUCCGUCGGACUCGUUAAAAAUAGUUCAACCUUCUCAGCUUUCUUUAUUUUUGAUUCUGUUCGUGUCAUCCUGGCUGAAUACGGAGGUCAGAUUCAUUUAUCACUUUUUCAUGGUUACUUGCUUUUUUAAAUUGACCUGCUUUGCAAGUCUAAACCAUUUUGCUGGCUCCUCCAUCUCUCAUCUUGCGUUGGUUAAUAUGGCCGAUGAUUUGCAUUUACUGUAACUGAGGUGGUGGAAUGUCUAAAAGUGUGUCAUCUGAAGCACCGCCGUCAGCAACCAAGUUGCAGCUCUUCACAAGAAACUCGUUUUUUUGUUUUUUGCUGGAUUUCAUGCCUCAAAACUUAGAAAUAUGUCAGAUUUUACAGUUCCACUUUCAGGUUGGGUGGACUCAGCACACAGUGGUGUAUAAUUCCUUACUUUUUUGGUCGUUUUUGGCCCUUUUUUUAAAAAAAAAAAA
This is a messenger RNA of Xiphophorus hellerii (green swordtail), 10304 nucleotides long. It is a transcript of the gene plxna1b, whose product is annotated as plexin A1b. NCBI's taxonomy places the organism in Eukaryota, Metazoa, Chordata, Actinopteri, Cyprinodontiformes, Poeciliidae. Gene Ontology annotation, molecular function: semaphorin receptor activity; protein binding. Gene Ontology annotation, biological process: regulation of cell migration; semaphorin-plexin signaling pathway. Bases 398 to 6091 code for a protein of 1897 amino acids. Gene Ontology annotation, cellular component: semaphorin receptor complex; plasma membrane. The record is from RefSeq and is a predicted model, not a curated record. The transcript has 32 exons.